AGGUUAUAUUAUACCUAUUGCAUAAACAAGUAAAGAAAAGUUGCAGCACUUUGUAAAAGCUGAAAUUAUGCUAUCCAUACCCAUUUGAAAAUGUUUGUGUAAUACACGCAUGCAUUUUUGUGAGCAGCUUUUUGGACAGCUGUAGUGCUCUUCUUGUCUUAUAUAUUUAUGCUCUCUUAGAGCCUCCAAUUCAAUUCAAUUCAAUUGGGUGUCAGAACUGAAAAUGUUGAAGCAACAAAUUAUGAUUGUUGUUGUUUUUGGUAUUGUGUUAUUCAUAUCUUUAGUGGAAGCCAAUGCAACAGUGCACAAAGAAAAGCCUGUCCAUACAAGGGCAUUGAAUAUACAGGAUGAGUACACCAAAUGGAUAAGAUGGAUGGGUACUCUGAACCAUUCACUGUAUAAACCAGCAAAGAACAAGGUUUUUCCUUCCUCAUACCUUGUGGUGGACACCACAGAUGGAGUAGGGGACUUCACUUCUGUUCAGGAAGCCAUAGAUUCCUUGCCUCUCUUCAAUGUUGUGCGAGUUGUUAUAAAAAUCAAUGCAGGAGUAUAUAAGGAGAAGGUGAACAUACCUAUUACCAAAGCAUUUGUAACUCUUGAAGGGGCAGGUGCAGACUCCACAAUCAUACAAUGGGGAGACAUGGCAGGGACUUUAGGGCCAGAUGGCAAGCCAUUGGGCACAUAUAACAGUGCCACUGUUGCAGUUAAUUCUCCUUAUUUCAUUGCCAAAAAUAUUACUUUUAAGAAUACAGCCCCUAUUCCUCCACCAGGAGCAGUUGGCAGGCAAGCUGUUGCCCUCAGAAUAACAGGAGACACAGCAGCUUUUUUUGGCUGCAGCUUCCUUGGAGCUCAGGACACCCUUUAUGAUCACAUAGGACGCCACUAUUUCAAAGACUGUUAUAUUGAAGGCUCUGUGGACUUUAUCUUUGGGAACGGCCUUUCAAUGUAUGAGGGGUGUGUGGUACAUGGGAUUUCCGAUACAUAUGGGGCAGUUACAGCACAGAAAAGGGAGAGCUCAGGAGACGACACAGGAUUUGCUUUUGUGAGAUGUAAAGUGACAGGGUCGGGAGCUCUGUACCUAGGGAGGGCCUGGGGAACGUUUUCACGUGUGGUAUUUGCUUACACAUACAUGGACAAGAUCAUCAUGCCAGUCGGAUGGCACAACAUGGGCGAUCCUCACAAGGAGUCGACUGUUUUUUAUGGGCAAUAUAAAUGCAGUGGGGCAGGAGCAAGCUUUUCGGGUAGAGUAUCAUGGUCUCGUGAACUCACAGACGAAGAAGUAAAACCAUUUCUAGCCCUCAGUUUUAUUGAUGGGCAUGACUGGAUUAGUCUCUAGUAGUGAUUUCUCUGUACUAUAGUUUUAUUUUUUAUAAACAAGUCAUUGUCUGCUGUGUAUAUCAUCUGAGGAAUGAGAAGAUAUGAGAGUUUUUUUAAAAUCACUUCUUCUUAUUUAAAGAGGGAGAUAAAUCCAUAGAGAUAGUCCAUACUUAUGUAAUCUGAUUACUUCCAUUAAAAUAUAAACGCUUUUGUAACAUAUCUUAAGUAAUCUAAUUUAUUUGUCGG
Messenger RNA from Cryptomeria japonica (Japanese cedar), 1563 nucleotides. Its product is annotated as probable pectinesterase 53. The transcript has 5 exons. Gene Ontology annotation, biological process: cell wall modification. The coding region runs from base 224 to 1336 and encodes 370 amino acids. The record is from RefSeq and is a predicted model, not a curated record. Gene Ontology annotation, molecular function: pectinesterase activity. Lineage: Eukaryota; Viridiplantae; Streptophyta; Pinopsida; Cupressales; Cupressaceae.